CCGGCUCCGCCCAGCCCUUGCAGCUUCCGACGGAAGUUACCGACCCUGCCGCGGUUCGGCUGCGUCAUCCGGUCUCGCACUUCCGGUGGGAAGAUUCCGGCCGGGAGCUCCCCAGGCCGAGCAGACCUAGGGACUGGUGAGAGCUGCAUCCAGUUAACCAUGGGAAGGCUCGGCACCAGCCACCAGCCCCUUAGGUGAGGACUCCGCCUGGGGCUCCGCUGAUGGUUCCAAGUCAUGGAGCUGCAGAGAGCUCCUCCAGCCAGGAGACGUUCUUGGUGAAAGCUGUGGUCCAGCUCUGCCGGCUCUUCCCGCACAUUGUCUUCAAGAGGGGUGCCUGCCCCCGCUGACUCAGGAGCUUGGGUGCCGCAGCCGCCACGAAUGGGGAGGUGGGCCCUCGAUGUGGCCUUCGUGUGGAAGGCGGUGUUGACCCUGGGGCUGGUGCUUCUCUACUAUUGCUUCUCCAUCGGCAUCACCUUCUACAACAAAUGGCUGACAAAGAGCUUCCAUUUCCCCCUCUUCAUGACGAUGCUGCACCUGGCCGUGAUCUUCCUCUUCUCCGCCCUGUCCAGGGCGCUGGUUCAGUGUUCCAGCCACAGGGCCCGCGUGGUGCUGAGCUGGGCCGACUACCUCAGAAGAGUGGCUCCCACAGCUCUAGCGACGGCACUUGAUGUGGGCUUGUCCAACUGGAGCUUCCUCUAUGUCACCGUCUCGCUGUACACAAUGACCAAAUCCUCAGCUGUCCUCUUCAUCUUGAUCUUCUCUCUGAUCUUCAAGCUGGAGGAGCUGCGUGCUGCACUGGUCCUGGUGGUCCUCCUCAUCGCCGGGGGUCUCUUCAUGUUCACCUACAAGUCCACACAGUUCAACCUGGAGGGCUUUGCCUUGGUGCUGGGGGCCUCGUUCAUCGGUGGCAUUCGCUGGACCCUCACCCAGAUGCUCCUGCAGAAGGCUGAACUCGGCCUCCAGAAUCCCAUCGACACCAUGUUCCACCUGCAGCCACUCAUGUUCCUGGGGCUCUUCCCUCUCUUUGCUGUAUUUGAAGGUCUCCAUUUGUCCACAUCUGAGAAAAUAUUCCGUUUCCAGGACACAGGGCUGCUCCUGCGGGUACUUGGGAGCCUCUUCCUUGGCGGGAUUCUCGCCUUUGGUUUGGGCUUCUCUGAGUUCCUCCUGGUCUCCAGAACCUCCAGCCUCACUCUCUCCAUUGCUGGCAUUUUUAAGGAAGUCUGCACUUUGCUGUUGGCAGCUCAUCUGCUGGGCGAUCAGAUCAGCCUCCUGAACUGGCUGGGUUUCGCCCUCUGCCUCUCGGGAAUAUCCCUCCAUGUUGCCCUCAAAGCCCUGCAUUCCAGAGGUGAUGGUGGCCCCAAACCCUUGAAGGGGCUGGGCUCCAGCCCCGACCUGGAGCUGCUGCUCCGGAACAGCCAGCAAGAGGAAGGUGACAAUGAGGAGGAGUACUUUGUGGCCCAGGGGCAGCAGUGACCAGCCAGGACGAGUGGCUUAGAAGCAGGCCACUCCCCAAUCUGCUGCCAGCACUUACUGUGCUCAAGCCUUGGGGGUUCUUCACAGUAUCUGGGAGCUGCGGAUGGGGAGUCAUCAUGGGGUGGGGCCAGGCCAGAGACUCGUGACUCCUGCCCCUCCCUUCAGAGCUUGGUCACACAAGGGGCGAGCACCAGGCCAGCAUGGGUCCUGGCUGGAGCUGGGCCCAAGCUGUGCUGGAAUCACAGCAAGACAAGGGAGCGGGCUUGUUCUUCCCAAGCUCUGACAGCCAAGACUCAUUUCCAAGGCACGGCAGCUUUCUAAGGGGACCGGGUUUGGACUGUGGAGCAAUUGGGAACAGGACCUGGAGGGGUCUAGGGCCUCAUCACCUGGGCAGCGUCUUCUCAGAGAGCAGAUUUAUUUAUAGUUUGGAAAUAAAUGGUUCACGGUCCACUGAUCGCCUUGUGUUGCUGGAGGCGUGGGGGCAGGGAGGGGACAGUGUGGGCCUGGCCUCUCCUUUCCUUUCCCUGCCUGGGGCCUUGUUCAAAUGACUGGUCAUAAGCCAGGCCUGCUUAGUUUCUCGUUCCUGUUCGAGCACCAGUGCCCUCCCCAUGGAGCCCCACUGCACCUGCUGGCAGGAAAUAACCGAAUAUUUACUGAG
Sapajus apella (tufted capuchin) is the source of this 2131-nucleotide messenger RNA. RefSeq names its product solute carrier family 35 member C2 (gene SLC35H1). The record is from RefSeq and is a predicted model, not a curated record. Gene Ontology annotation, cellular component: Golgi apparatus; endoplasmic reticulum-Golgi intermediate compartment; cis-Golgi network. Lineage: Eukaryota; Metazoa; Chordata; Mammalia; Primates; Cebidae. The transcript is spliced from 10 exons. Gene Ontology annotation, biological process: UDP-glucose transmembrane transport. Bases 379 to 1473 code for a protein of 364 amino acids. Gene Ontology annotation, molecular function: antiporter activity.